AUGUCUAAUAAAGAUUACUACAAGCAAUGGCUUCAACUAAAGGAACAUAUACAAAAGACUGCCGCGGAGGACGAGCGGCUUCAAGAAUUGGCUACAACAUCUAUAGGUAUCAAACCUCAAGCAACUGCUGUCGAAAUAGUUGCUCGAGUCUAUUGCAAGUACUGUGAUAUUUACAACAAGUUAUGUGAUUGUUAUGAUCAAAUGGAGCAAGUACAAAGACGGCCAUAUAUACGAAAAAUUAUUGACGCCAUCACAUGUAGACUUCUUGAGCUAAAAUUAACUUUAGAAGAGGUGGAAGCGUUUGAAUUCACCUAUCCUGAUAAUGCCUUACAACAACUGUUGAUGGUGCCACAAGAUAUCGAAAUAAUGUGCCCCUUUCACUACCCUUUUGAGAUAAGAGAAGAAGAAAUGCAAUUUAUUAUUGAUCAAAUCUUCGCUGGCAAUAGAAUCGGUGACCCAUCACCUACUCCAUCAGAAAUUGAGCGUAAAGAAGAGGAAAGAUUAGAGCAAGAGGCUCGGAUGAGAGAAGAAAAAGAAGCAGAAAUGAAGAGAAAAAUGGCUAUGGGCGAAGAUAUUUCAGAUGCUGCGUCAUCAGUUCAACUGUCACCACAAGAAUUAGAGGAAAUGCGAUUGUUAGCUGAAUAUAAUGAAUGUGUUAACAACAUACAGAGGAUGGAGCGGUCGCGAUAUCUAGUGCGAGAAAAGACCAAAAAAUUCAAUAAAGAUGUAAACUUGUAUUUGGAAUUGUCAGGUAUGAAAAAACCUCCUGCACGUGAAUCAUUUCGAAUUCGAGCUGCAACCAUAAUACAAAGUACAUAUCGCAAGUUUAUGGAGAUAAAGCGAUUUCGACUUCGAGACAAUAAUUUAAAAAAUAAAUUAGGUAUGAUUAUACCAUCUUGGGCUCCUCCUUCAGCGAAAAUUCUUUUAGAAAAAGUUAGAGAAGACAGAAGAAGUUUCAGACGUAAAUAUUACCAGAAGUGGUUAGAAGAAAAUAUAAAAGAAAACGCCCGUGUUCUUAGAUUAAGAGAAGGUCAAAUUAUGGAAGACAUAUCGGAUGAGAUCAGACAAUGGUUUAGGGAAUGGUAUAAUGAGGUACGUUUAUUUGACGAAUUUCCUUAUCCCGACGAAGGAGGUUCAAUAUUGAUCGUAAAGGGUGAGACAUUUACGAUUGAAGAAUAUAUAGAAUGGAGGUUAGAAGAAGAUAAAAGACUUAAAGCAGAAGCUGGAAGUCCAAAAUCUAAGGAACAAAUUAAAGCAGAAAAAAUUGCAGCAAAAGAGGAAAAGAAAAGAUUAGAGGCAGAAGCUAAAAUAAAGGAAGCUAAGCGGUUGCUAGAUUAUAAAAAAUCACGCCUAAAUCCAGAUGGUGACCCAGGAAUUUACUUACGUAUUGGAACUGCGAUAGAACCUGUACGUGAGGCUUGGGACCUCUAUCAAAAUCAAUGGAAAGAAUACGACAUUGCUGAUGCGCCCAUAGAAAUAUUAAAAGGUUUCAUAAAACAACUAAUUACUGAAAAUGCAUAUCAAGAUGUCCAAUUUAAAUUGAGGCCUAUUGUUGAUGAUAUGAUGAGAUUAGAGCUAAUACUAUUACGUAACGCUUUAAAAUUAGACUAUCAAGCAGCGGGUAUUCAGAAGCCACCACAGAGUAGAAAAAGAAAGAAACCUAAAAAGGUCAAACCUCCCAAACCGGAUAAGCUAUCACCCGCUGCAAUGUUUCAGAUGUUGGUGGAUGGAGGCAUUGUCCGAAAAUACCCACGUACGACUCUGGAAGAUUAUUGGGGGGACAGAAAUUACGCUGCUGCCGACACUAGGGCUGUCCUGUGGACUCCAACGUUCCCACCUAAUUGUAUUGGCGACGUCAAAGAACUAAUAAGAGUAAGAUGUAUUCUAACAAUGGGCUCGUCGUGUCCGAACGCGGUUAGAUCACAAUUAUUAAUAGGGCCUAAAGGUUCGGGCAAGAGAACGCUAGUCUACGCAAUUGCCACUGAAACUAACGCUGUACUAAUUGAUCUAUCACCAAUGAAUGUGUACAACAAAUUUCCGGGGCCUAAGAAUUUAAAAACUAUGUUCCAACUUGUGAAUAGAAUUAGCAAAUUAAUGCAACCAACCGUUAUCUUGGUAGAUAAUGCGGAUAAACUGUUUUAUAAGAAGGUUCCAAAGGAGGAGAAAAUGUUCGAUCCAACGAGGUUAUCCAAAGAUUUCUUUAAAGAGGUCUUUAAACCCAUUCUCCCGGAUGAUAAAAUAUUGAUUAUAGGAACAGCUUCAGAGCCUUGGCUGGCUAAGAACCCGCCGAUGUAUAAGGUAUUUCCUUCUACAAUAUUAUUGCCUAGAUCGGACUAUGGCAGCAUAUCGUAUGUGUUAUCGAAAAUGUUGAUGAAAUACCACGGAAUGGACAGGGAAUUUAACGUGCAUAGUGUAGCCCAAGCACUUAGGGGGUAUGACAUGAACACAAUUAGGAAAUCAGUAAAUUCUCUUUUGAAUGGAAAGAGAAUAGCUGAAUUGUACCACAAGCCGCUGCAACCAGCUGAAGUCGUUGAGGCCGUUUUAAACUGUGAAGGUGGUGUUUGUACUGAUGCUGAGGAUUACGACAUGUACAAGCAGUGGUAUUUGUCCUAUUCACCAUGGGGCACGAAAUAUCUAGAUUACAUGCAAAUGCUAGAUUCGCAACUAACCUAUAAACUUAAAGCCGAGAAGAAGAAAAAUUAA
Messenger RNA from Leptosia nina, 2703 nucleotides. The record is from the annotation of a GenBank genome assembly. Lineage: Eukaryota; Metazoa; Arthropoda; Insecta; Lepidoptera; Pieridae.